AUGUAUUUGCUGAAAUGUAUACCGUGGUUGUCCCUGAAAAAGAUCGAAAGUUUCAGCCAAAACCUGAAAGCCGAGCCCCGGUACCUGUUGGCGCAGAAUGUUGCCUCCGCCGCUGAUCCGCUGGAGGUGUGCCUGGAGCGGGGUGUGGUUCAGGACACGCUCCAGGUCUUCCAGCACGCGAUACCUGCCGAGGGCAAGCCCGUCACCAAUCAGAAGAACUCAGGACGCUGCUGGAUCUUCUCGUGCCUGAACGUGAUCCGCCUCCCGUUCAUGAAGAAGUUCAACGUCGAGGAGUUCGAGUUCAGCCAGGCGUACCUCUUCUUCUGGGACAAGGUGGAGCGCUGCUACUACUUCUUGCAUGCGUAUGUGGAGACAGCGCAGAAGAAAGAGCCCGUUGAUGGCCGGCUGGUGCAAUUCCUGCUCGCCAAUCCCAGCAAUGAUGGUGGACAGUGGGACAUGCUGGUGAACCUCAUUGAAAAAUAUGGCCUUGUUCCCAAGAAGCUGUACCCGGAAUCGUACACCACCGAGGCCUCCAGGCGGAUGAAUGAGAUCCUGAACCACAAGAUGCGGGAAUAUUGUCUCCGGAUCAGAAAUAUGGUAGAAACCGGCUGCAACAAGGAGGAGCUCUGCGGGGCUGUGGACACCAUGAUCGAGGAGGUGUUCAGGGUGGUCACCAUCUGCCUGGGGAGUCCGCCAGAGACGUUCACCUGGGAGUUCUACGACAAGGAGAAGAACUACCACAGAAUCGGGCCCAUCUCCCCGCUCCAAUUCUACAAGGAACACGUCAAGCCUGUCUUCAACAUGGAAGAUAAGAUUUGCUUGGUCAAUGACCCUCGGCCCAAGAACGAGUACUACAGACUGUAUACGGUGGAGUACCUUGGUAACAUGGUUGGAGGGAGGAAGACCCUUUACAACAAUCAGCCAAUUGAGCUCCUGAAAAAGGUGGCAGCAUCUUCCAUCCGGGAUGGAGAGGCUGUGUGGUUUGGCUGUGAUGUUGGAAAAUACUUCAAUAGCAAGCUCGGCAUAAACGAUAUGAAUAUAUAUAAUCACAAGCUGGUAUUUGGCGUGUCGGUCAAGAAUCUGAAAAAGGACGAACGGCUGAUCUUUGGGGACUCCCUGAUGACCCACGCCAUGGUCAUUACGGCCUUCACAGAGAAGGAAGACAAAGGCGACGCCUUUGAAAAAUGGCGUGUGGAAAACUCGUGGGGCGAAGACCGUGGGAAUAAAGGUUACCUCAUCAUGACGGACGACUGGUUUUCCGAGUACGUCUACGAAGUGGUGGUGGACAAGAAGCACGUGCCCGAGGAUGUCCUGGCAGUGAUGGAGCAAGAGCCGGUGGUCCUGCCUGCGUGGGACCCCAUGGGCGCUCUGGCUAAAUGAACUCUCUUUCUUUAAUGUUGAGGGGGAAAGGGGGACCCAUCCCCACCUCCUUCUGGUCAACCUUGACGUAAGCACUGGGGAGGACAGGGAGGGCCAGGAGCUGAAGCCCAGUGGCCCCACGCCUGACUCCCCAGCUCGAGGUGCCCGUAUUUGCAGGAGUGAUUAUGUUGUGGGUCUCUGGAGGAAGGAGAGCUUCUUUCUUCUUUCUCUCUGGGUGAAGCUAUUCGGCAACCCUGCAUUGAUGUGUGUGCUUUUCCAUUCCGGUGUGAGCCUUUCUUCUUCUUUUUUAAAUAUCCUUUACCUUCUUUUAUUACUGCACUUAUUUUAAAAUCCUUCAAAGGUCCUUCUUUUGUGCAAAUGUUGUGUAGAAAAGACGGCCGUGGAUGGGGUGAGAUAGAAACAAGACCAUGAGAAUCGAGUCUGUGCCAUCCACUCUGAGGUUAACUGCUUGAUGCAGCUGGGAGAGCUUUUCCUUGGGGGGGGGGGAGAGGGAUAACCUUCAGGGUAUUGCUGCUGUCUUGUUUCUAGCCAGGACCUUCCGUCUGUCUUUGUCUUUCAUUUUUUCCAUCUGAGGAAUGAUCUGAAUAGUCUUUCGCCUUGAAAUGCUGUACGCAGGAACUUAAACCGCAGGAUCUCGUUUAUCACCACCUCAGAAUGAGGCUUUUAAAUGGCUUUGCGAGAUACAUUGAAGAAUGUCCAGUUCCGCAGUGAAACAUGUUUUUUUUAAAGGAAAAAAAAAAGCAAAAAAAUCCAAUAACUGCAUUUUCUUUAAAUGCUGUUGAGAACUAUGUGGUGCUAUGGAGCGUUUGAAUAAAUACAACCAGCUGAAUAUAA
Pogona vitticeps (central bearded dragon) is the source of this 2214-nucleotide messenger RNA. The record is from RefSeq and is a predicted model, not a curated record. NCBI's taxonomy places the organism in Eukaryota, Metazoa, Chordata, Lepidosauria, Squamata, Agamidae.